Molecule: messenger RNA, 2373 nt
Organism: Drosophila sechellia
Lineage: Eukaryota; Metazoa; Arthropoda; Insecta; Diptera; Drosophilidae
Gene: Acox3
Product: Acyl-CoA oxidase 3
Exons: 9
Coding region: 90-2201 (703 amino acids)
Biological process (GO): lipid homeostasis; fatty acid beta-oxidation using acyl-CoA oxidase
Cellular component (GO): peroxisome
Molecular function (GO): FAD binding; pristanoyl-CoA oxidase activity; fatty acid binding
Source: RefSeq, a predicted model, not a curated record
CCAAUAAUAGUUACGAGUGCCUGGACUUUCAAGCAUUUCGCGCCUAGCAUUCGAAGCAGCCAGACCAGUCGCUAGAAUCGAACUCCAACAUGGUUGCAUUGAGCACAAACGGCCGCCGGGAGGAGAAGGCUGUAGCCAACAUCUACGAUGACAAACGGAUCUUUCCCGACUUCCGUAGCGGACCUUUGGAAGAGUACCGUGAGCGGGCUAGCUUCUGCUACAAGCGCAUGAACGUGGUGCUCGAGGGCGAGGAUCACAUACGGCUGAAGCAUAAGGUGUGGCAAUGGAUGGAACAGCACCCCGACUACCAGCGGGAGCCGGGAUCCGAUCUUGAACGCACCCGCGAAAUGGCUAACAAGCGGCAGCAUCUUCUGUGGGAGCAACAGUUCUACGGCGUCAACGAGUAUCUGGGAACCCCGCAUCUUCUGCUUGCUUUCGGACAGGCCAUCUUCAGCUACGACUUCAGCACUUCGGUCAAAUUUGGCCUGUCAACUGGCAUGUUCCCCAGCACGCUGGUCUCCAACGGUUCUGGCCGCCUGGGCAAGUACGUGGCCAAGAUCGCGGACAACCGCAUUCUGGGCGCCUACGCUCUCACUGAGAUUUCCCACGGCACCAACGCGCUCGGCAUGCGCACCCGUGCCACCUACGAUGUGAAAAGGGAGGAGUUUAUCAUCCACACGCCAGACUUCGAGGCGGCCAAGUGUUGGGUCGGUAAUCUAGGCAAGACCUGCACGCACGCAAUCGUCUACGCCCAGUUGUACGUGCCGGAUGACAAGCACCAGGGCCUGCAGGCCUUCCUUGUUCCCAUUCGGGACGAGCGUACCUUGCUUCCAUUCCCCGGCGUAACCGUCGGCGAUAUGGGCGAAAAGAUCGGUCUCAAUGGCAUUGAUAACGGAUUUGUGAUGUUCAACCAGUAUCGUAUUCCUAAGGCAAAUCUGCUGUCCAAGACCGGUGACAUCGAUGCGCAGGGCAACUACACCAGUAAAAUUAAGGACGAGCGUAAGCGCCUUGGCGCCUCCUUGGGUGCCCUCUCCGUGGGUCGCGUCAAUAUCACUGCUAUCACCUAUGUGGCUCUGAGCAAGGCUGUGACAAUUGCCACUCGCUAUGCGGCCAGCAGACGCCAGUUCGGUCCUACCAACAGCCCGGCGGAGUGGCCCGUGAUCGAGUAUCAGUCACAGCAAUACCGUCUAAUCCCCCACUUGGCCACCGCAAUCGCCUUGCGGGUGGCCACACUCUGGAUAGGCAAAGAGAACGUGGAUUUGACCAUGAAGGGUUUCAGUGGCGAGGACACGUCGCAGGCGGGCAUGGAGAUCCAUGCGAUCUCAUCUGCACUCAAGCCAGUGGCCACUUGGGCAGCCAGGGAUGGGAUCCAGGAGUGCCGUGAGGCCUGUGGGGGCCAUGGCUACCUUAAGUCUUCCGGCUUGGGCGAACUUCGCAACGACAACGAUGCCAACUGCACCUAUGAGGGCGAGAACAACACGCUCAUCCAGCAAGCGUCCAAUUGGUUGAUCAGUCUGCGACGCAACAAUGCCGACUUCGUGGCAGUUUCUCCAUUGGAGACUGUGUCCUUCCUCAAGGAUAUGGACGCAAUUCUGCAAAGCAAGGGUCAGGAGCGAACUCCUACCGAAGUUUUGGAUCCGCUCAAUCUACUUAAUGCCCUCAACUGGCUUACCGUCUGGCAACUGGAUACGACGGUGAAACGAGUUGAGGAACAGCAGCGCGAAGGAAAGGAUGCGUUUGAGACGAGGAACAACAUCCAGGUCUUUGCCGCCCAGAAGCUCUCUGUUAUUUACGGCGAGCGCACCAUCUACUACGUGUUCUAUAAGUUUGUAAUUGGUCUGCCCGAUUCUGCUGAGAAGAAGGUGCUGCAGCAGGUGCUCUCCUUCUAUGGCGCCCACCUGGUCACAAAGUACUCCGCUGCUUUCUACCGCGGUGGCUACUUCCGCGAAAACUCCAACCAACUCGAGCUGUACGAGCAGGGCAUCCUGGCACUGCUUCCCCUGCUGAAGAACGAAGCCAUUGCCCUGGUGGAUGCCAUUGCUCCCACAGACUUUAUUCUAAACUCUCCUCUGGGCAUGAGCGAUGGAAACGUCUACCAGCAUCUGCAGCGCACGAUUGUCUCCACUCCAGGUGUCUACGAGCGUCCUCAUUGGUGGCGUGAUGUUACCUACAAGGAUUACCUUAAGCGCGCCAAAUUGUAGGCUCACAGAAAGAAGCAUUCACAUUCGGACCAGUGCAUUAUUAAUGUUAAGUUUUUCAAAGUUAUUCUGAUAAAUCACAGUAUGAUAUUUGUUACGUACACAGCUCUACCUACAAGCUCUACCCAUUACUGUUUUGCCAAGAAAUAUACUCGGUGCUUAAACUGACUCCUAA